Cariama cristata (Red-legged seriema) is the source of this 841-nucleotide messenger RNA. RefSeq names its product GDNF family receptor alpha-4. The transcript is spliced from 5 exons. The annotation marks the transcript as partial. Gene Ontology annotation, cellular component: external side of plasma membrane; signaling receptor complex. NCBI's taxonomy places the organism in Eukaryota, Metazoa, Chordata, Aves, Cariamiformes, Cariamidae. The record is from RefSeq and is a predicted model, not a curated record. Gene Ontology annotation, molecular function: glial cell-derived neurotrophic factor receptor activity. Gene Ontology annotation, biological process: nervous system development.
UAUUGGUGUACUCACAUUCUUGCAGAAGGUAUGGCGGAAGCUGUCAGCUCGAGCAGGGACUGCCUUCAAGCAGGUGAGUCCUGUACCAACGACCCCAUCUGCAGCGCCAAAUUCAGGACCCUCCGGCAAUGCAUCGCAGGCAAUGGAGCCAACAAGCUGGGCCCCGACGCCAAGAACCAGUGCCGGAGCACCGUGACGGCCCUCCUCUCCAGCCAGCUGUAUGGCUGCAAGUGCAAGCGAGGCAUGAAAAAGGAGAAGCACUGCUUGAGCGUCUACUGGAGCAUCCACCACACGUUGAUGGAAGGCAUGAACGUACUGGAGAGUUCCCCUUACGAGCCGUUCAUCAGGGGCUUUGAUUACGUCCGGCUGGCAUCCAUCACAGCAGGGUCUGAGAACGAGGUGACCCAGGUGAACCGGUGUCUGGAUGCCGCCAAAGCCUGCAACGUGGACGAGAUGUGCCAGCGACUGCGGACGGAGUACGUCUCCUUCUGCAUCCGGCGCCUGGCCCGGGCCGACACCUGCAACCGCUCCAAGUGCCACAAGGCUCUGCGCAAAUUCUUCGACCGCGUGCCCCCCGAGUACACCCACGAGCUGCUCUUCUGUCCCUGCGAUGACACAGCCUGUGCCGAACGCCGGCGGCAGACCAUCGUUCCUGCCUGCUCCUAUGAGUCCAAGGAGAAGCCCAACUGCCUGGCACCUCUGGACUCCUGCCGGGAAAACUACGUCUGCAGGUCACGCUACGCAGAGUUCCAGUUUAAUUGCCAGCCAUCCCUGCAGGCUGCCAGCGGCUGCCGGAGGGACAGCUACGCUGCCUGUCUGCUGGCGUACACGGGCAUCAUAG